UGCUUGUCAAACUUUCAAUUUUAUUCGGAUUUGCGAUUGUAUGGCACGACGUUUUGCUUGUGCGUGUCUAUAAAAUUGAAUAUCUCAUCUAUUUUCCUAGAAAAUAACGAUGAUUAAUAUAUCGGCUAACUACAGUGGCAGUUAUUGUGGUUUACCAUUGGAAUAAAUUGGUAUAAAAUGUCUGCAAAAGACAAGUGGGUACGCCGGUUCUCGGUGGACGAAACCUCCAAACACAAGAAUGGAUUCACUAUUUACAAGAUUACUUCAGUUCUGUUCCCUAUAGAGUCACCCGAAGCUGUGAGCGUGGUGUCGGUAUGGAAGCGCUACAGCGACGUGCAGCAGCUGCAUAAAAGUAUGCGAUCGCUGCACGCCGGCCUGCGGCUCCGAGGGACGUUCCCGCCACUGCAGAGGCAUAGCUACUUCAAGCGCUUUCAGCAGGAGGUGAUAGAGGAACGCGCGAAGACCACCAAGACAUUGUUGGAGUUCGUCGCUGAACACAAGCUACUGUUCACCAGUACGGACUUUGUUAAUUUUCUGCAGACAGGCUACCCCGAACCGGAGCCCCAAGCUGGAAGCGUCAUCAACGCGAUCAGGUCCUCACUCCACCUGCCCAUCGAGGAGACGCCACCUUUGGAGUACCAGACCGACGAUGAUGAUGCCAGGAGCCCUGCACAUAGUGCGAGGCCACAGCAAGCGCCACAGGCCACAGACCAGCUAUCCAUAGACGAAACAGACUUCAUAUCCCAAAUACCGAUAUACGAAGCAGCCGACGUCGAAAUCCGUCAGUCCCCAGACCAAAAACUAUCCGCAGCUGAUAGUUUCGAGUCAAUAAACUCUUUGGACAGCAUAAACAGCGACCUCUAUGACGAACUAAGCAAAGUGACCAUAGACAAACCGAGGCCGUGCGUCAGAAAGAAUGUCUUGCCAGAUUUGAUCCUUUUUGACGCACCAUCGACUUCUACGUUUGAAGAUUACCACACUAUGCCCAGAAGUGGCAACACAGAUUCGGAGACUACGUCUCUAGCGUCGAACGUCUAUGGUUCGAUGACGUCAGUGAAUGAGAUUGAAAGACGAAGCAGCUCGAAGUUGUCUUUGUACAGCAAACGGAGUGUGCUGUCUCUUUCUAACGUGGAGUGUAAGACGAAGACGGAAGAUAGUUACGUGUUUGAAGCGGGUUAUAUGCUGAAUUUGGCGGCGAGGUGUGAGAAUAUGGGAGACUUCCAAAGGGCAUUCGAGUGUUACAAGUCUGGUAUAGAGAAGAUGCUGAUUGGUGUUCAAAGUGACUCAGACCCUCAGAGGAGGGCCCUCAUCAAGGAGAAGACGAACAAGUACCUCUCCUACGCCGAGGCUAUCUACAAGAACCACCUCUGUGAUAACGAGCAAAGCCUGCUGCCAGAGCGAGACACAACAUUAAAACCUCUGCACUGCCCCCUGCCGGCCGCUAUGCUCAAGCGGCCGUACGAAGACUUAGCACUAUACAGGGUGUUAGCUGUUCUGAGUUCAAGUAUUAUGCUAGUUCUGCAUAGGGAGGAACAGACUUGCUAUGCUAUGAAGGUCAUCCAAAAAAUCCCGCACAACCUAACGGAAUUCGACGAAUACUUCUUACAACGCACCAAAGAAACCCGCGAACCAGUUUUACCAACCGUUAUACCAUACAUGGUACCCCUCCACGCGUUCAUAGAAACAAACAACCUAAUAUUUCUAAUACUAUCCUACGCCCCAGGCGAAAAACUAUUCGAUUACAUCAAAAACUACGCGAAAUCCAUCCCUAAUACCCCAGCAAGAGAGGUCAAUUUAGAAAACGUGUUCUCCGAACCGAAAAUCAAAACAAUUGAUGUCGAAAACGAUAAUAUUGAAGACAAAGUUGAAGUAACAGAUGUCAAUGUAGAAAUAAAUGAAGAAAUAGUUAAUAAUAAUGAAGUAGAAACAACCGUUUUGGACAAUUCAGACCUUAGUGUCAACGAAAUAGUGUCGAAUUCUCAGAAAUUGUUGAAGAAUGUUGACAAAGUGUUGAGUGAGAUGAAAGGUAAAGACGAUACCAAAGUGGGUGAUAAAGUGAACAUUGAUAACUCUGAGAGGAGGGACGUUGUCACACCAAAUGUUAAUCGACUUACUCCAAGGCCGAGAGACGUUCUACCCCCAUCAGCUGUUUGCAAGUGGGGUGCUGAAAUACUGACGGCCAUUGAGAGCUUACACAACUGUGGUGUGAUUUGCAGGGACCUAAACCCUUCAAACGUGCUCCUCGGUUCUCACGGACAAGUGAUCCUAACCUACUUCAUAUCCUACCCCGGCUUGGACAUGGCGCUGUCCAAAACGCGGCCGAAACCGGGCGACGUCAACAUGUAUGUGGCGCCGGAAUUGUAUUACAACACUAUUGUGGAUGAGAGAGACGUGUCGAGCGAUAAGUUGUGCGACUAUUGGAGUUUUGGAGCGGUUAUGUAUGAACUGCUUUGUGGGGUGCCUUUAUCAUACUACCACAGGAGUGUCUUCACGAGUCACACCAUACUACAACUGCCCGACGGAUUGUCGGUGGAGGUGGAAUCAUUGCUAACACAGUUAUUAACCUACGAACCCUCAGAGCGUCUAGGCGCCGGCAAAGACGGCAUAGACGAGAUCAAACGGCACCCUUACUUCAAGGGCAUCGACUGGCGGCACGUCUACGACACCUGGCUGGUCCCGGAUUGAUGCGGUUCACCGAAAGAUCACGCGCAAUCGGCAACAGAGUUGCACUUAGUCUGGUAAGGCCCAAAAUGUAGUAUUUAGUUAGGAAGUACUCAAUUGAGUAACAAAAAACCAAUAGUUGCAAGACUCAAUUCAUAAAUAACUUGAAAAAAUCUAACUGUCUAAGGCGGGAAUCGAACCCACGACCUUUUGCUUGCCGGACGGCUGCUCUUCCAACAAUUCUAGAAAAUGAAUUUAUUGGUAGCCCUGAAAACCGACUAGAUUUUUUCAACAAAUUUUCAGUCAAUUUUGUUAGCCUAAAUACGCGCCGCGAUAAGCCCAUACAUUUGUCAUCUAAAAACUUCGAUAAGAUAUUAUCACAGCGCUUAUCCUAGCCCGAUUGAUGACGUCAUAGUCCCUAUUCCCAUAUAAAUUCUAUGGUAGUCAGUUACGUUUUGACAUCUCAUAAAAAGUAUGUCAGUUGACUAUUAAUGUGUCUACUACACUAUUUCCUACUAAAUUAACGCCCGUAUUCACAAACGAUGCUUGCUUAAGUGAAGCAGCAAAUCGAACGCACAGCGUUGAAUAAAGCUCUGUGAUUGGUUCUUGUGUCACCCUGUGCGUCCACGCGCACUGUGAGACCUCAUAGUAAUGUUUGUGAAUACGUAACAAAUUAAGUAGUCGUGGCUUGAUUUAGAGUAGCAUAAUCAACACAUAUUCGGAAACAAAGAUGUAUUCAUAAAUGUUAUAAUGUUAUUAUAAUUAUGAUACUGAGAAAUGGGCCUUACAAGUAUAUACUUUAAAAAAAUAGACUGUUUGAAUGUUAUACGGUAGUUUACUAGUCCUGAUUGUAAUAAUAUUAUGCAGUUGAUAAUAAUGUUAGUAAUCUGUCUCUAAACAAAGUAAAUUCCACAAGACAACUUUUUUUAUCCACAACGAGGAAGCUCUUGGCCUGUAUCUCACCUGAUGGUAAGUGACGAUCAGGCCGAAGG
Messenger RNA from Ostrinia furnacalis (Asian corn borer), 3653 nucleotides. RefSeq names its product ribosomal protein S6 kinase-like 1. Bases 178 to 2685 code for a protein of 835 amino acids. Gene Ontology annotation, biological process: protein phosphorylation. The transcript has 12 exons. The record is from RefSeq and is a predicted model, not a curated record. Lineage: Eukaryota; Metazoa; Arthropoda; Insecta; Lepidoptera; Crambidae. Gene Ontology annotation, molecular function: ATP binding; phosphatidylinositol binding; protein kinase activity.